This is a messenger RNA of Passer domesticus (house sparrow), 2468 nucleotides long. RefSeq names its product Rap guanine nucleotide exchange factor like 1 (gene RAPGEFL1). The coding region runs from base 182 to 2095 and encodes 637 amino acids. Lineage: Eukaryota; Metazoa; Chordata; Aves; Passeriformes; Passeridae. Gene Ontology annotation, molecular function: guanyl-nucleotide exchange factor activity. The transcript is spliced from 15 exons. Gene Ontology annotation, biological process: positive regulation of GTPase activity; Ras protein signal transduction. Gene Ontology annotation, cellular component: plasma membrane. The record is from RefSeq and is a predicted model, not a curated record.
CGGGGCCGUAACGGGGCGGGGCGGUGCUGGCGGCGGGGCCGGUGUGGGGCGGGCGCAAGGCGCAGCCGGUGCGGGGCGGGCGGGGAGCGGUGCCGCGGCCCGAGCCCGAGCGGAGCCGAACGGAGCCGCCACCGCCGCCGAUGGGCCCCUGAGCCGCCGCCGCCGCCGCGCCCGGGCGGCCAUGAAGCCGCUGGAGAAGUUGCUGAAGAAGCCGGGCUCGCACCUGCCCGUCCGCCCCGCCGCCCCCCCGGGGCAGGUACCGGGGCCGGGGUCGGUGGCGGCGCCGCGGCGGCAGAGCCUGUCGCGCCCGCCCGCCUCCCCCGAGGAGCCGGCGGGGCCCGCGGGGCCGGUACCGGGGGGCGAGGGCCGCUGGCUGGAGCUACGGCCGCCCGAGGCGCCGCUCCGCUCCCCCGAGGACCCGUCACCGGGCUGCGACCGCGAUCGGGACCGGGACCGGGAGCGGGAGCCGCCGAGCCCGGAGCCGCCGCCCGCCGCCCGGUGCUGCUGCGGCUGCGGCUGCGCCCCCGCCGCGCCCGCGCCCCCCGAGCGGCUCCUGGCCGCGCUCCUCGACCGACUGCCGGCGGCUGCACACGGGAGGGGCUGCGGGGCAGAGUCGCUGCUGGAUGACAUCGUGCUCACCCACUCGCUGUUCCUGCCCACCGAGCGCUUCCUGCAGCAGCUGCACCAGCACUUCGUGCUGGCGGCGGGCAGCCCCCCGGCGCGCUGGGAGGAGGGCGCGGGGCUGCGGCGCAAGCGGGCGGUGCUGGCCGUGCUGCUGCACUUCCUCGAGACCUACAAGGGGCUGCUGCAGGAGGAGGAGAGCGCCGGGAAGGUCAUCAAGGAGCUUUACCUGCUCAUCAUGAAGGACACGUCGCUGUACCACGAGCUGGAGGACGAGAUCAUCAAGCUGCACCAGCUCGUGGAGACUGUGGAGCUCAAGGUGGCCGACGAGACCCCCCCCCCGAACAAGCAGGUGAAGCCGCUGUUCCGGCAUUUCCGACGCAUCGACUCCUGCCUGCAGACCCGCGUGGCAUUCCGGGGUUCUGACGAGAUUUUCUGCCGCGUGUACAUGCCCGACCACUCGUACGUCACCAUCCGCAGCCGCCUCUCGGCCUCGGUGCAGGACAUCCUGGCCUCGGUCACCGAGAAGCUGCAGUACUCGGAGGAGCAGAGCGCCCGCGGGGACGCCCUCAUCCUCGUCACCAUGGCCUCGUCCGGAGAGAAAGCGGUGCUGCAGCCCAGCGAGGAGUGCGUGUUCACCACCCUGGGCAUCAACAGCCACCUGUUCGCCUGCACCAGGGACACGCUGGACUCCCUGGUGCCGCUGCCCGAGGAGAUCCAGGUGGUGCCGGGAGACAGCGAGAUCCACCGGGCCGAGCCCGAGGACGUGGCCAACCACCUGACAGCCUUCCACUGGGAGCUCUUCCGCUGCAUCCACGAGCUGGAAUUCGUGGAUUACGUGUUCCACGGGGAGCGCGGCCGGCGCGAGACGGCGAACCUGGAGCUGCUGCUGCAGCGCUGCAGCGAGGUGCAGCACUGGGUGGGCACCGAGCUGCUGCUCUGCGAGGCGCUGGGCAAGCGCGCCCACCUGCUCAAGAAGCUCAUCAAGAUCGCUGCCAUCUGCAAGCAGAACCAGGACAUGCUCUCCUUCUACGCCAUCGUCAUCGGCCUCAACAACGCCGCCGUCAGCCGCCUGCGCCUCACCUGGGAGAAGCUCCCAGGGAAAUUCAAGAAUCUCUUUCGGAAGUUUGAGAACCUGACGGACCCCUGCAGGAACCACAAGACCUACAGGGAGGUGCUGGCCAAGAUGAAGCCCCCGCUCAUCCCCUUCGUGCCUCUCAUCCUCAAAGAUCUGACCUUCCUGCACGAAGGCAGCAAAACCCUCCUGGACGGGCUGGUCAACGUGGAGAAACUGCACUGCAUCGCUGAGAAAGUGAGAACCGUGAGGAAGUACCGGAGCCGCCCCCUCUGCCUGGAGCUGGAGGCGUCCCCGGCCCAGCUGCAGACCAAGGCCUACGUGCGGCAGCUGCGCGUCAUCGACAACCAGAACCUGCUCUUCGAGCUCUCCUACAAGCUGGAGCCCGGCAGCCAGUGAGGGGGGGCCCGGCCCGGGACCCCCAACCCCGGCACCCCCCGGGGGGCCCGGAGCCCCCCAGCACUGACGCACUUUGCCCAGCCCCGGCCCUUGGGUGCUGCCCCCACCCUUGGGGGGGGGUGGGGGGGGUGGGUUUGGGGACCCCCCUGGCAAAUCCCCCUCUCCCCCUGCCCCCUCCCCUGGCUGGGGCACGGGGGUCCCUGGGGGGGGGGUCUUGUAACCCCCCCCCAUCCCCUCUAUUUUUGUAUGUGUGGCCCGCCCCCCUCCUCCCCCCCCCCCCCCCAGACGUGUAUAUUUUGUACCGCCGCUGUCCGGAAUUGUACAUUUAUUUUUUAAGAAAAAGGAGGAAAAAAAGAAAAAAAAAAAAGAAAAA